Echinops telfairi (small Madagascar hedgehog) is the source of this 429-nucleotide messenger RNA. RefSeq names its product NADH:ubiquinone oxidoreductase subunit A13 (gene NDUFA13). The transcript has 5 exons. The coding region runs from base 1 to 408 and encodes 135 amino acids. The record is from RefSeq and is a predicted model, not a curated record. NCBI's taxonomy places the organism in Eukaryota, Metazoa, Chordata, Mammalia, Afrosoricida, Tenrecidae.
AUGCACUGGCCCGGGACUGAGGUGCACACGAGGCAGAUGCACACGAGCUGCCGCCCCUCCCUUGCAGGCUACAGCAUGUUUGCCGUGGGCAUCGGGACCCUGCUCUUCGGGUACUGGAGCAUGAUGAAGUGGAACCGGGAGCGCAGGCGCCUGCAGAUCGAGGACCUGGAGUCCCGGAUCGCCCUGAUGCCGCUGUUCCAGGCUGAGAAGGACCGCAGACGUUAUGAUAUGCUGCGGGAGAACUUGGAGGAGGAGGCGGUCAUCAUGAAGGACGUGCCCGACUGGAAGGUGGGCGAGUCGGUGUUCCACACAACGCGCUGGGUGCCCCCCAUGGUGUGCGACCUCUUCCAUCUGCGCACCAGCGAAGAGUCGGUCAACGCCAGCUAUGGCUUCAUGUGGUACACGUAGGAGCGCAGGAGCCGCCGCCGC